AUGGACGUCAUCAGACCGAUUGAACCCGAUGCUUCAAAAAGACACAGAUUCGUUUUGGUGGUUAUAGAUUACUUCACAAAGUGGGUCGAAGCCGCUUCCUAUAAAGCUGUGACUACGAAGGUCGUAGCAGACUUCAUUCGAUAUCGUAUCAUUUGUCGAUUUGGAGUACCUGAGUCAAUCAUUUCUGACAAUUCUACCAAUAUCGACAGUGAUAUGAUGAAAUCCAUGUUUUGCACGUCAACUGGGACAACUUUGUAUCUAUUGGUCUAUGGCACUGAAGCUGUUAUACCCGCCGAGGUGGAGAUUCCUUCCCUAAGAAUCAUACAGGAGGCCGAGCUAAACGAUGUGGAAUGGGUACAGAGCCGAUAUGAGAAACUAGCUCUCAUUAACGGUAAGAGAACGAAUGUAGUGUGUUACAAUCAACUCUACCAGAAUAGAAUGGCAAGGGAUUUUAACAAGAAGGCCGCUGGUUAUGUCACUCCCAUUCCUAUUGUUGCUGUUGAGAGUCCUUCCCAGUGGGUUAACCCCAACAAGACUUGUGCCUACCACUCAGGCAUGAAGGGUCAUACUAUCGAGGAAUGCAACAUGUUGAAAGACAAGAUCUAG
Nicotiana attenuata is the source of this 606-nucleotide messenger RNA. RefSeq lists its product as uncharacterized. The record is from RefSeq and is a predicted model, not a curated record. The transcript has 3 exons. Gene Ontology annotation, molecular function: nucleic acid binding. Gene Ontology annotation, biological process: DNA integration. NCBI's taxonomy places the organism in Eukaryota, Viridiplantae, Streptophyta, Magnoliopsida, Solanales, Solanaceae. Bases 1 to 606 code for a protein of 201 amino acids.